Messenger RNA from Chlamydomonas reinhardtii, 3223 nucleotides. RefSeq lists its product as uncharacterized. The transcript is spliced from 4 exons. The record is from RefSeq and is a predicted model, not a curated record. NCBI's taxonomy places the organism in Eukaryota, Viridiplantae, Chlorophyta, Chlorophyceae, Chlamydomonadales, Chlamydomonadaceae. Bases 761 to 2524 code for a protein of 587 amino acids.
GCAAUGCACAGUAAGUCGCGUCCGCGGGCAAGCUUGCUAGUGGUGCAUUUGGCUCGCUCGCUGCGCUUCAGGGGAACCGUGCGCGCGUAUAGAGUACAGAUCAUCCUGAUCUAUUCAUUAAAUACGAUGCAUCACGCAUAGGCGCCUUGGAGAGGUUGCACAAUGGGGGGCGAACCGGUCCCGCGCUUUGCAUCCCUUCGGCCGAUCUUGGCGCUUGCAAAAAAGUAAAGGUGCUGGGCGAGCUGGCUAUUCUUCAAAAUAAGAGUCAACGCGUUUCGUUCACCCACCCCACAAAGUGCAUCUGCUUUGACCAGCGUUUUCUUACAGCAAACGCUCUCAAAAUUUAAUGGCGCGCAGCUGGGUUGCGUGUCAGGGCGCGAAGAGUCUGUUACACUUGGUUCCAGCCUUGAAGGCGGGCUGGGGCGCAUGCCAGACCCCAAAAACACGCCAGGAGGCACACUUUGGAACAGCAUGUGUAGAUGAGUGGCUAAUGAGUUGGCCCGCCCGUGGGCUUUGUACGCGGGUGGUCUUGCGCCACGAUGCCGGAGUUGGGUGCCGGAGUCACAUCAAGGUCGCAAGAUCGAAACCCAUCAGGAACGGUUCGGCUCCGUUACCUGUGUAGGCACUGAACAUACUUGUGCCGAACUUCCCCGAACGAGCGCCAUCUCGGCCUUCCUAGGUCGCUGCUCUACGGGUGAGCAGCGCUAGCGUUUGCGGUGAGCCGGGCCUGGGGUUCCUCCCCUCUCCGGAGGCGAGGAGCAUGGGGGUCAUUCGGGGAUCUCUCCUCGGACACCUGGACUUCUACAAAGCCUACGACACCUUGGACCGCAACUUCCUGUACCGGUGCUUGGCAGUCAUGGGCGUUGGCAAUGGCUUCCUGGCCUGGGUCAAGCUGCUGCUUACGGGCACGCGCUCUGCCGCCCUGGCUAACGGCUACCUGUCGGCCUUCGUCCUGAUCAUUGCGGGCGUACGGCAGGGGUGCCCGCUGGCGCCUCCUUUGUACUUGGCGCCGGCCCAGGCCCUCUUCGCCUACCUCGACCGCGCGGGCUUUGGUGUCUCCUGGGCGGAUAUCCGCCUCGUCGCUACUGCCUAUGCGGACGACGCUGCGCCGUUCUUGCGUCGGAUGGCCAACGUGCCUGGUUUCCUGGCAGCUAUGGAGACCUUCCGCGCCGCCUCUGGGCAGCGCCUUAACCUCGACAAGGUGGAGCUUCUGCCCAUCGGUGCACGGCGCCGCGCCACUCCUGCUCCCGCCCGCGCUGUCGCUGCUGGCUUGGCGGCUGGCGGCGCAGCGGCUGGCAACAUGGCAGCUCACGGCGUGGCGGCGACCAGUGUGGCAGCUGCCGGCGGCAUGGCUGCCGGCGGCGCGGCGGCUGGUGGCGCGGUGGCUGGCGGCGGCCCCGGCGCCAGCCACUCUGGUGGGGGCAUCUUGGCGGCCGGUGGUGCGGUGCCUUCUCGGGCGGGCGCGGUAUGGGCAGCUGCCGGUGUUGUGGUCACUGGUGGCGUGACGGCCGGCGGCUCCGCCGCGGGUGCUGGCGGUGCCGUAGCCGCGCCUGCCCCGCCCAACACAGUUGCUAUGGCGCAUGGCUUGCGCGUCGUCUCGCACUCGCGCACGCUGGGUGUGGUCUUCUACGACCUCCCACUUGGCACGGCUGCAGCCCAGGGGGCUCCUUCCCUCUCCCCUGCCAUUGGCACCCUGGGGACGCUCUGCGGCCUCCCCCUAACUGCCUUUGGCCGUGGCUUCUGUGCCUCCUCCUACGCCGUCAGCCGUGUGCUCUACCAUAUGGAGUUUGCGGGUCUGCCGCCGCAGACGGUUUUGGCAGACUUCCUCAAAACGCUUGUGCGGUUUGUGGACCGCCGCAUCAUCGUUGCCACGCCGCAAGGUGCUGGCCGGGCCCGACUUCCCGGCCUCCCCUCCGACUGCGUCGCCCUGCCGCCACGCGAUGGCGGCUUUGGACUGCUGCCGGUGGUGGAACACGUUCGCGCCCGACACGCUGUGUUGGCUGUGCGCUGGCUGCAGCACAUGCACGGCUCUGCGGCUGGCACCUACGUACCGCCGUGGACAGCCGCCGCCACCGCCCUGGUGCAGCAGCUACACACGGCCGCCCACCCCCUCUGCGUCCUGACGAUGCAGCGGGCGGCCGGCGGUGUCGGACCCGCUGCCGAUGGCUGUGCAAUCUUCGGCCAGCCGGUGGCGGCAACCUGCCCGGCCCUCGUGCGCCUCCUGGGUGCCCUCAGCUACCUGCCUCCGGUCACAAUCCUACGCCCGGCUGUGCUGGUGCCAGGGCCCUGGUGCUUUGCACUUCCGCUCUGGGGCAAUCCAGUCUUGCCGUGUGCGGCAGGGCUUCAGGCGGGUGGCUUGGAACGUGACUUCCCAGCUCUCAUGGCGCUGCCGGGUCUGCUCACGCUCGGCACGGCAGUGCGGUGCUGGGAGGCGCUGGCCGCGGUGCGCCAGCUGGUGGCUUCCAAGCCGGCUGGUAUGGCUGCUGCUUGCGCAGAGCCUGGGGUGGCGGCAUGGCGCGGCUGACGUGCCCUUGCUGACCCUUACGGUGAAGCAGGCAACCCAGCUUCAACUUGCGCCUGCGUACGACGCGCUCCGCGUGCGUCACUUGGCCUUCAUCCAAGAGGCCUACAGCGGCGCCGCGCCGCCAGCGGAAGCGAUUCAUGCGCUGCGGGCGGCCCUGGCGCGGCUGUGGGCUUUGGUGUGGGAGCCGCGACACAAGGAACCGCUCUGGCGUCUGGCAGUCAAUGGGUUCACGGGCUUUGGGAUGCUUGCGGCGUGGGCCGCGAAUGGACGCGUGGAGAACUGCCCGUGUGGGACUCAGAUGACUGCUGGGGCUAGGGUUCAUCACUUCUGGGACUGUGUGGUGGCGGAGGCUCUGCGUGAUGUGAUGCGGGAGCAUGCGAAUGUGGACAUCACACGGAACCAGUUGUGGUUAGUACAGGCGCCACCAGGGCUAUCGCAGGCGGUGUGGGACAUCGUGUGCUUGGCUGCUGUGGCGGCCCUGGAAUACGGCCGACAGCGCCUUUACGCUUGCCGUGAUGCUGCAGACCGGACUGCGGAGGUUGCUGUUGUGCGAAGGAUCGGUGUGGAGGUGAUUGCGGACUUCUGGUCACGGCUAGCUGCGUUUGUGAGUCUGCGUCGGCCUCCGCGCCGCUGGGACCUUGUCCCGAACCAGCACCCAUUCCUAGCGUCAGAUGAUGUUGGAGGGGUUAUCUUGGUAGG